GAGGCAGUGGGAGUAGGCACAUAUUGUAAAUUGCUUUCUUGUGCUGUUUGCAGUAUUGUGGUGGGAUGUCAUUGCACAGAGGGGCCCCUCCUGCACGUGGAAAGUCCGCUCUCUCCUGUCUGCUCUAACCCUCUGCCUCCUGGGCUCCACACAACAUCUAUAAGGAUUUAAAGGGACAGUUGCCUGUGGGAUAACAUUGCGCUGCACGGAUUCCUUCGGGGAUGGAUUGGCACUGGUUGGGCACAUUGCUGCUUCUGACUAUUGGCAUUGGACUCACUCUGGGCAACAAGAAACCUUCCACAAGGAGACAAGAUCGACUGGGGCCUCCUCUGGAUAUUCAUUUGGAAGUUCUGAACUGCACGGCUUUCAGCGUACAAUGGAGAAUGCCAAGACAGCACGCAAGCACCAUCUCUGGCUAUACAGUUUUCUAUACAGAAGUAAUUAAUGGCAAACAUGUGAAGCAGCUCACACAAGAUGUUCCCGUUAAGCUGGAUAUGCUAACACUGGGGCAACUGGACGCACUGGUGACUUUUGAAGUAAUCCUAGUGGAUUUAAAACCGGGCACCCUACAUCGGGUUAGCGUAGGCGCCUACAGCUGGGCAGGAAAAGGAAGGCCGAGUAUGCCCAGGGAUAUCUCCACGUUACCUCAAGAGAGCUGCAUGGCCCCCGGUUCCCCGUCGCAGCCGCAGGUUGUGGUUGUUUCUGAUACAGAGGUCGCUGUUUCAUGGCAGCAAAACACCAGUGAAGGAAGCCCCCCAGUCCAGUAUUACUCGAUGGAAUAUAUCAGGCCGGAGCUUGAUGGGAUCUGGAUCCCCAUACGAGACCAGAUACAAAUCAAUUCCAUGGUCCUAAAGGGUCUGACUCCGAACACCAAGUACCAAUUUGCAGUGAAAGCCGUGAAUUCAUUUGGGGAGAGUCUGCUUAGCCAUGAAAGUGAAAUCAUCAGGACAUUCAGUACAGAAGAACUGGGGUCUGGAAGCUACGGUGAAGGUUAUGUGACAGACCCUAAAAGUGAUGACGAUGGUUAUACGACUGAUGAUUCAGAUGAUGAUAUCUACAUAGAUGAGCUCAAACCACUUCCUUCUGGGAAAGCGGGAAGCACAAAGGUUCUGGUUGAUACUAAGGUGACCCCAGGAACUUACACAAAGAUCAUUCCAUUGGCAUCAAAAUCUACUGUGUCCACAGUCACCUCUACCAUUUCGACUAAGGCUCCAGUGACCACUUCUGCAACCACAACCUCAACUAUGGCCUCCACUACUACUGCAGCUAAAGCCACCAAAGCGAAAAUGGCCAAAGACCGUGGCACAGGCUUCCCCCCGAGGCUCUUUGAUCUGACUUGUGAGGAAACAUUCUGCCCGGCAGAUAGCUUCUGCCUUAAUGACUAUGACCGUGGAGGCUCCCAGUGCCACUGUAACCUAGGGAAAGCUGGAGGGACCUGUGAGAAUGAUAUAAAUGUGCAGUUUCCCCAGUUUUAUGGGCACUCGUACAUGACCUUUGAGCCCUUGAAGAACUCCUAUCAGACAUUUCAAAUAACUUUGGAAUUCAGGGCUCAGAGUGAUGAUGGCCUACUGCUGUACUGUGGGGAAAAUGAGUACGGCCGUGGAGAUUUCAUGUCGGUGGCAAUCAUUCGCCGAAGCAUCCAGUUCCGGUUUAACUGUGGCACAGGCACCGCAAUAAUCACGAGUGAUCGUAAAAUCAAGCUGGGCAGCUGGCACGUCGUGCGUGUGUAUCGGGAGGGAACAAACGGAUGGUUACAGCUGGAUAACAGCUCCCCUAUAUCCGCAAAAUCACAGGGGCAGUACAGUAAAAUCACAUUCCGUACGCCUUUCUACAUUGGUGGGGCGCCCAGCGUCUACUGGUUGGUCAAAUCAGCAGGGACUAACCGUGGCUUUAAAGGGUGUGUGCAGUCUCUGUCUUUAAAUGGAAGGAGUGUUGACAUGAGACAGUGGCCCCUGGGAAAGGCUCUGAGUGGAGCUGAUGUGGGUGACUGCAGCAUUGGCAUCUGUGAUGAGGCUCCCUGCCUUAAUGGGGGCACAUGUAGAGCUAAAACAGCUGAUUCCUACCUGUGUCUCUGCCCUGCUGGAUUCCGGGGGCGCCACUGUGAGGAAGCCUUCACCCUGGCGAUUCCUCAGUUCAAUGAAUCAGCCCGUUCCUUUGCAUCGGCAAGGUGGCCCUUAGAACCUCAUCACUAUCUUUCUUUCAUGGAGUUUGACAUGACGUUUCGUCCAGACAUGGAGGAUGGUACCAUACUCUACAGCUACGACACAGACAGCAAAGACUUUAUAUCUCUAACCAUGGUCAAUGGCUAUGUGGUGUUCCGCUUCGACUGUGGCUCAGGGACCGCAGUGAUCAGGACUGAGAAACCAGUUACAGUCGGCCAAUGGCACGAGCUGCGGUUCUCACGCACGGCCAGAAAUGGGAUCUUACAAGUGGACAACCAAAAGCAAGUGUAUGGAAUCUCAGAGGGAGGGUUCACUCAGAUUAAGUGCAACACUGAUCUCUUCAUCGGUGGGGUUCCUGAUUAUGAUACCGUGAAAAAGAACUCGGGAGUGCUUAAGCCUUUCACUGGGAGCAUCCAGAAGCUCGUACUUAAUGACCGGAUCAUUAGCCUGAUACAGGGCUUGAGUUCUGGAGUCAAUCUGGAAAAUGCAAACCAUCCGUGCGCUAACAUACCCUGUGCAAAUGGAGGGAGCUGUAGGCCCCAGCAUGAUAGUUAUGAAUGCGAUUGCCCUUUAGGCUUUGAUGGAAAGAACUGUCAAAAAGUCAUUACAGAAGCAAUUGAAAUCCCACAGUUUAUUGGUCGCAGUUAUCUCAUAUACGACAACCGAGAUAUUCUCAAAAGAGUUUCAGGCUCCCGAUCCAACCUAUUUAUGAGAUUUAAGACGACAGUGAAAGAUGGUUUGUUGAUGUGGAGGGGGGACAGCCCGAUUAAGGCCAACACUGAUUUCAUUUCCCUGGGGAUCCAGCAGGGAAACAUUGUUUUCAGCUAUAACCUUGGCAGUGGCAUGGCCUCUAUUGUGGUCAAUGGCUCUUUCAAUGAUGGACGAUGGCACAGAGUAAAGGCUGUACGGGAUGGUCAGACUGGAAAGGUUACAGUGGAUGACUAUGGUGCUAUAACUGGGAAAUCACCAGGUCUUAUGCGUCAACUGAACAUUAAUGGAGCCCUCUAUGUUGGUGGCAUGAAGGAAAUAGCUCUGCAUACAAACCGUCAGUAUUUGAGGGGCCUGAUAGGCUGCAUCUCCCACUUCACACUCUCUACAGACUUCCAUAUUUCACUGGUUGCAGAUGCAAAUGAUGGGAAAAAUAUAAACACCUGUGGAACAAAAUGAAAACAAUCCAAAUUGGGUAAAUUUCCCUUUUCCUUCCACUCCUGGAACAGUGGAAGACUUUGCACUCUGAGGAUGCUUGGCAGCCUGAAGGUCAUUCCUGAAGAACCCAAGACAGGAACCAAAAACCAAGAUUUUACCCUUUAUUCACUUUUAUAAACCAAGUGUAAUAUUUUCUAGGAUUUUUAAAGUGAAGAUCUUUUAGAAUUACAGGACUAAAGUGAGAGAAACGUGUGCCUUUCUCCUACCGCAAAUGUUCCAUUGAGUUGUUCCUCCCAUCUAGGUGUCUUCUGCCUUCAAUGAGUCCCACGUGAUUCUUGUGGAAUUGGGCAAAGCUUGUUUACCAAGUGCAUACGGACAGAAGGGAAAGUGACUAGAGAUAGGUGGUUCAUGCCUUUGGCACAACGCACCUGUAGCUAUGAAGAAUCCAAAACCUGUGACUUAUUAUUAGAGACAUAAUGGUCUAGUAGGUAACUUUUUCCAGUCCAUCUAGAAACGAUGCCAGUUUACUAUUUUACUGGAUGGAUGUUUUUACGUGACAUCAUUUCAAAAGGGGAGACUCGAUUUCUUUUCUAUUGCAUUAAUGCAUCCAAACAGAACCAAAGAAAACCAAUGGAAAAUUCCAGAAUGUCUACCAGCAGCCAAGAACCGAUGUUUGGGGACCCAGCAUGUCCAACAGGAAUCACAAAAACACUGAGCGGUAUUCACUGUGGUUUAUUUGUAGCAGGGGUCGGUUGUUGUUGCAGGUAAUGAAGUUAUUUUAGAGAACAUUCAUUCUGAUAAGUUUUUUUCCCCCUUUUGCUAAUUUAUUUUAUUUAUACUUGGCCUCAAGGGCUGAGAAUGUUCAGGUCAGUGUUAAUCAUGCACAUUAAAGUUUCUCACUUUUUGCUUUUUAAAGUAAAUACUUAUUUCUUUGCUUUAUUCUAAA
This is a messenger RNA of Xenopus tropicalis (tropical clawed frog), 4254 nucleotides long. RefSeq names its product EGF-like, fibronectin type III and laminin G domains (gene egflam). Gene Ontology annotation, molecular function: calcium ion binding. Lineage: Eukaryota; Metazoa; Chordata; Amphibia; Anura; Pipidae. The transcript has 23 exons. Bases 222 to 3329 code for a protein of 1035 amino acids. The record is from RefSeq and is a predicted model, not a curated record.